This is a messenger RNA of Auxenochlorella protothecoides, 204 nucleotides long. RefSeq names its product Copper transport protein ATOX1. The record is from RefSeq and is a predicted model, not a curated record. NCBI's taxonomy places the organism in Eukaryota, Viridiplantae, Chlorophyta, Trebouxiophyceae, Chlorellales, Chlorellaceae. The transcript has 2 exons. The coding region runs from base 1 to 204 and encodes 67 amino acids. Gene Ontology annotation, molecular function: metal ion binding.
AUGCCCGAGACGCAGCUGCGGGUGGCCAUGGCCUGCGAGGGGUGUGCGGGAGCGGUGCGGCGUGUCCUGGGCAAUCUGGAGGGUGUGGAAAAGGUGGACAUCGACCUGGCAAAGCAAAAGGUGACCGUGCUGGGCAGCGCGGAUCCCAACACGGUGAAGGAGACGGUUGCCAAGUCUGGAAAAAAGACGGAGUUCUGGGCCUGA